UGUGUGCAACUCUGUUUUGUGUCCGGUGGGCUCUGUUGAAAGUCAUGGCAGGUCCUGAUCUGAUAAAAACUCUUCUGUACACCGUCAAUAAUCUUCUUCAGCAGGAGAAGUACAAAGCGGCAUUGGCCGUGUUGAAAGGAUUCAGAAAUGGCGCCGUAUAUGGGGCCAAAAUCAGAGCUCCUCAUGCUCUUGUUAUGACACUCCUAUUCAGAAGUGGCAGUUUGAAAGAUAAGCUCAGAGCCAUUUUGAAGGCCACGUACACCCACUCCCGAAACCUGGCGUACUUUGUGUUCACAUACAAAGGACUGCAAGCCCUGCAGGAGAAGUGCCAGGGGAAGAGUUUGCAGUCUCACUCCUUUCUGGCCGCCUGUGUUGGCGGCUGGUUAGUGUUUGGAAAUAACAACAACAUCAAUAGCCAGAUCAACAUGUACUUGCUGUCCAGGAUCCUGUUCGCCCUGUCUCGGCUGGCUGUGGAGAAAGGGUUCAUCCCCCAGCCUAAACACGACCCCUUCCCUCUCUUUGCCACGCUGGUGUGGGGUGUUGUGUUGUGGCUGUUUGAAUAUUACCCUCACACCCUCCAGCCCUCCCUGCAGUCCUCCAUGAACUACCUCUACCACGACAGCAACGUAUGGCACGACAUAACGGACUUCCUUGUUUAUAAUAAACCAAGGAUUGCUCCUUAGACAUUUUUUUUUCAGUAUGGACCAGCUUUCUACAUCACAUGAUUUGCAUUCUUAUUUUUUAUAAUUAUUAAUAUUCCAUAUUAUUGAAUGUUGCCUUUUUAAUUUAUUGAUGAAUGGUUUGUUCUGUAGGAUUUUUGUAGAAUACUUAGACAUAAAAAGAUACCCUGUGUGUCAAAUAACUCAAAAUUCCUUUUCUAUUUAACAAAAUCUGCCUUAAAUCUAUAUCUACUCAACAUGAUUAUUUUUCUGCUGAUAUUUUGUGUGAUUGUACCUUUGUCUGAUUUAAAUUUAUAGGGUUGUGUCACUUUAUUAAACUGCUUCAGAAUAAAAGACAAAAUGAGGUUCAAUGCAAAACAGGCUGACAUUUUAUCUGUUGUGAAAUUGCUGUUACACAAAGAUGUUAUAUUAUGUUUGUAGCGGCGAUCGCACAUCAAAAAAGGCCACUCAUGGAGGUUAGCAGUCAGAGUUUCCAACGCGUGUUGUGGUGAAGGAUGAGGUCCACCAUGACGUAAUUUGUAAUGCUUUAUUUCUUUCUCCAAGGUUAAAAUGUUCUUUUACGACUCACGUAGGCCUAUCUAAAAUCUUGGUUAAAACAUAACGAUCACGCACACGCUCAGACACAAACAAUCACGGUUGAAAAACGUGUGGCUUCCUCUCUAACCUCUCAUCCCAGCUGAUCACCCGUGCCCACACAUAUAGGUUAAUUAUCUCCCGUGCUCCCAGGUGCGCAGAUUGGAUGAUGACGCGUUCACACACACAUAGACAAACCCCGUGCACAACCCAAAGCAAAUUGUCUCCAACAAUGUUGUAUCAAGUGAUUUGGUAAAAAAUGAUACUUCUUCCAUUGAACCCACACAUUAUUACUGAUAUUAAACAAUGGAGUUUUAA
Molecule: messenger RNA, 1571 nt
Organism: Trematomus bernacchii (emerald rockcod)
Lineage: Eukaryota; Metazoa; Chordata; Actinopteri; Perciformes; Nototheniidae
Gene: pxmp4
Product: peroxisomal membrane protein 4
Exons: 4
Coding region: 45-683 (212 amino acids)
Cellular component (GO): peroxisomal membrane
Source: RefSeq, a predicted model, not a curated record